This is a messenger RNA of Sinocyclocheilus anshuiensis, 2040 nucleotides long. RefSeq lists its product as uncharacterized. The record is from RefSeq and is a predicted model, not a curated record. The transcript has 6 exons. Bases 750 to 1337 code for a protein of 195 amino acids. NCBI's taxonomy places the organism in Eukaryota, Metazoa, Chordata, Actinopteri, Cypriniformes, Cyprinidae.
UUCUCUAGAUAUCCUGCUGUUUGCUUCAUUUUCUGAGCUCGGAUGUGUUCCAGGGUUUUGGUUGUUAAUGGCGUAGGCCGCAGCCAGCUGUUUAUCACAACAUGGAUCCAUUCAUCUUUUGCAACAUAAAGAAUAAACUCAUUCGCUUGGUAAUAUGUUGUUUGUAAAUUGUUUAUUGAAUGGACGAGACAGUCAAUGGAUCGAGAAAUCCCGAGUUAUAUACUGUAAUCUUGUGUACUGGAACAUGCUAGCUAAUUUUCAGUCAGCGGCCAAUAAACCAAGCAGGAAAACGACAGAACGGACAGUUACCGUGAAAGCAAACACUGCGCUAAGAACCGAACAAAGCCUGGAAAAGGCCGGAUCAAACCGGUCACGACACACGGGUCUGAGUAGAGAGUAGAUGACAGAAGUUUCUCGAACUUUCUCGCCCGUCCUCCGUCGCUUCUGGGACCCGCGCGAUGUUUUUCCUCGAUAAUAAUAACACGUCGCUAGAUUGAUUUGCUGUAUAAAAACUUAAAAGUAUAUUGUAAAACAAAACAAUAUUGAAAAAAAAAAAAAAAUACACGAAUCAAAGAAAACAUAAUUUCAGAGAUGUUUUACAAUAGUCUGAAACACAGCAUCCGGUCCGAUCACCUGGCUAAAGGUAACGUGACGUCAGUGCUUUAGCCACGCCCUACUACAGUUCAUUUGAGCGGAGUUAACAGUGUGUCACGCUUCUGUACAGUAAUCCGGUCAUAACAGCGUCGAAGAUGAGCCACUUUCUGCUAGUUAUUUGCUCUCUCAUCAUCGCCAGUGCUGCUGAGAUGUCACGAGAGUUUCGUCGAUGCUCUCCCCGAUGGGUUAACGCCAGUCAAGUUAAAGCCAGCUGUAGCGACAUCCAGAUUGCACAGUACUGUGAUCCUGAUCAGAGCUGUAGAAACAUGAGCAAGCCCGGGGUCUCGCUGGAGAAGGACAGGGAAAGAGGACUAUGCCUAACCAUCACCAACUGCUCCUAUGAGUCGUGGUCCUGCGAAGCACUGAGUUACAUCGAUGGCGAAGAAUUUGGGGAGAAUUUUACUGUCAACCUGACGUGCAACCAACCUACUAGCACUUUGCCCAGUCCAGGACUUACAAGCACUUCAGCAACUUCAGGAUCUGCCAGCACUUUGCCCAGUCCAGGCAAUAAUGAGUCAGGGUCUGUUUCAGCUGGGGUCACUGUGCUGAUCAUCGUGUCGAUCAUCUUUGGGCUGACCAUCGUAGUGCUUUGCAUCUGUUACAAGAAGGUGAAGUGCUUCAGGAAAGCAUCUUCUGUCAUCAACAAAGUAUCAAUAGGACUCCUAGAGAAGAGCAUUUGGUGAUUUGGAAGGCAGGAAGAAGUUCCUGGAAUCAUAAAUCAUGGUGUAAAGUAAUGAUUAAGAAAAACCUACUCCGGGAAUACAACAUGAAGGAGAUCUCUUCUGCCACCUCAACUUGAAUAUGAUGUGCAAUAGUUAAGUUAAGUAACAUCCUGGCAUACAAGGCAGUCAACAGACCAUUGUCUUGUUGUAGAGGUCUGCAUAAGAGGUCAUCCCACCUGUACUCAGCAAUCAUAAUCCCGUGCCAAACUGCUGAGUCAGAUCCCAUGGACGUGCCUUCAAACCUCUACCUUGGUAAACCUACCAGAAGUCUCAAAGUUCUUCUAGAACAGGGUUUUUCUACAUUUUAUGUUUACCUCUGCAACAAAGUCAUGAUAAGCUAAAGUACAUUUUACUCUGCAUAAGAGUGUCUGGCAAAUACUUCUGUUUAUAUAUACUGUGUAUUACGCCACUGGGUUUGAUUGUUACAUGACUGGUUUUGGAAUCAGCAUAGGGACAGUAUUGUAAUCUUGUGCCAUCCUGAGGAGGAGGGCUUCUCCACCUGAACAUCUCCCAAGGUUUAUUCCUCUGUAACUAAACCUUUUGGGGAGUUUUUUCUUCACACUGUCACCUUUGGCUUCUUCACUGGGUGACACAAAGACCACAGUAUGUAUUUUAAGAAGUGCUGCUUAAAAUGUAUUUAUAAAUAUUCAGUAUUUUAGUUUUU